UUCUCUGUAGUAGUAGCCGGGAGUCACCUUACUGCGGCCUGGGUCACAACUGUCGGCCCUUGUCUGGAAAAGUAAAAGUGGGUCCUGCCACGCUUGGAGCUUCCAGAAGCCUCACCCGGCUAGAGCUAGAGAACGAGUUCUGUAGCGGCCACCGGCGUGGGGCGGGACAGGACCCUCCCCCCAAGAGGGGGGCAGCCCCGAGAGAAACUGCAGCGGCCAGAGCGGUAAAAGUAAGUGAUUAAAGAAGCCUUUCUGAAAGUCAUCUAACAUGUCAAGAAGAAGAUUUGAUUGCCGAAGUAUUUCAGGGUUGCUAACUACAACUCCUCAAACUCCGAUGAAAAUGGAAAACUUCAAUAAUUUCUAUACACUUACAUCGAAAGAGCUAGGAAGGAUUGCUGUGCUUGAAUUGGCCAAGUCUUGUCCCCGAGUUAUUGAUCUUCAUGAGGUCUAUGAAAAUGCAAGUGAAAUCAUUUUGAUAUUGGAAUAUGCUGCAGGUGGAGAAAUUUUCAACCUGUGUUUACCUGAGUUGGCUGAAAUGGUUUCUGAAAAUGAUGUUAUCAGACUUAUUAAACAGAUACUUGAAGGAGUUUAUUAUCUACAUCAGAAUAACAUCGUCCACCUUGAUUUAAAGCCACAGAAUAUAUUAUUGAGCAGCAUAUAUCCUCUUGGAGACGUAAAAAUUGUAGAUUUUGGAAUGUCUCGAAAAAUAGGGAAUGCAUGUGAACUUCGGGAAAUCAUGGGAACACCAGAAUACUUAGCUCCAGAAAUCCUGAACUAUGAUCCCAUUACUACGGCAGCAGAUAUGUGGAAUAUUGGUAUAAUAGCAUAUAUGUUGUUAACUCAUACAUCACCAUUUGUGGGAGAAGAUAAUCAAGAAACAUACCUCAAUAUUUCUCAAGUUAAUGUAGAUUAUUCAGAAGAAACUUUUGCAUCAGUUUCACAGCUGGCCACAGAUUUUAUCCAGAGCCUUUUAGUAAAAAAUCCAGAGAAAAGACCAACAGCAGAGAUCUGCCUUUCUCAUUCUUGGCUACAUCAGUGGGACUUUGGGAACUUGUUUCACCCUGAAGAAACCUCCAGUUCCUCUCAGAUUUACGAUCAUACAGUCAGGGCCUCUGAAGACAAAACUUGCAAAUCCUCUUGUAAUGGAACCUGCAGUGAUCGAGAAGACAAAGAGAACAUCCCAGAGGAUGGCAGCUUGGUUUCCAAAAGGUGCCGCUUCGAUGACUCCUUGCCCAAUCCCCAGGAACUCGUUUCAGAUUUGCUCUGUUAGCACAUCUUUCUUUGAUUCAUUUGGACUGAAUUUGAAAUUUUAUAUCCACUCCAGUGUGAGAUUAUGGUUUGUAGCUUCAUAUAUGACAUGUUUAUAUUGUAAAUGCACUUUUGCAUAGAUAAAUUUAGGAAAGUGUUUUAAUGCCAAAUUACUUAGUUGCUAGUUUAAUUUCCUAUCCUGAGAUAGCUCUGCAGAGAAGAAAAUAUUUAAAUAUGUGACAAAACAUAAAAUUCUACAUGUGAGUUCACUUGUUAAUGAAAGAAUUCAAGUUCAAGUGAACUUAUUGAAAUGUUUUUUAUAUCA
This is a messenger RNA of Otolemur garnettii (small-eared galago), 1573 nucleotides long. RefSeq names its product serine/threonine kinase 17b (gene STK17B). The transcript has 8 exons. Gene Ontology annotation, cellular component: nucleus. Lineage: Eukaryota; Metazoa; Chordata; Mammalia; Primates; Galagidae. Bases 269 to 1270 code for a protein of 333 amino acids. Gene Ontology annotation, biological process: positive regulation of apoptotic process; protein phosphorylation; intracellular signal transduction. The record is from RefSeq and is a predicted model, not a curated record. Gene Ontology annotation, molecular function: protein serine/threonine kinase activity; ATP binding.